AGGACCCAAAACAAGCUCGAUCAAGCGUCAACACCGGGAAACAGCAAUGCCAAUCCCUUGGGAAGUAUGAGCGCAAGAGAGCAAGCUACUUCGCGGUCCACCAUCGGUAGUGGAGGGUCGGCGCCUCGAAAAAGCUUUCAGGAAGCGACGCCAAUAGGAUCAGUGGCGACAGAGCCCAUAGCAGAAAGCAGGACUCCAUCAGGCUCACAACAGCAGAUUCAAACUUCAGCGACUUCCGAUACGGUUUUCUCUGAUUCUGAAAGAGAGAGGAAGGGACCGAUGUCUUGGCUUAGGAACAAGAUCCAGGAAAGGAAGGACAAGGAGGUUGAAAAACGAUCGGGAACGCCUGAGAGGGGGCAUGAACGGAACAGAAGCAAGCAAGACCUCCAACUUCCCGGCGAAGGCUUGCCUGUUCGUGGAAAGUCGUUCGAGCAGUCACGUGUUGUCUCGGACAGGUUUUCGUCUGCUUCUGAAGUGCGAGCUGUGCAUGCGCCAAUAGCUGGGAUCAGCGAGGCUCAGGCAACGGGCACGGAGGCGCGUGUCAAUGGCACAAGCAACGAGGAAAUUGGCGCAAGUGCAGGAUUGAAUGAUGCGAAGAGUAAAUAAUGCGUCGAUAGCGUCAAUUGAAGUAUAUUUGUAGCGG
Messenger RNA from Pseudocercospora fijiensis CIRAD86, 643 nucleotides. RefSeq lists its product as uncharacterized. Lineage: Eukaryota; Fungi; Ascomycota; Dothideomycetes; Mycosphaerellales; Mycosphaerellaceae. The transcript has a single exon. The coding region runs from base 67 to 606 and encodes 179 amino acids. The record is from RefSeq and is a predicted model, not a curated record.